AUGCGACGGGAAGAGCCCCUCUUGAGUCGCGGCUGGGUGCUUCAAGAACGAAUUCUCGCGACACGCACUUUGCAAUUCACAAGCUACAACAUGCGGUUAGAGUGUUCAAAGCAAGUCUUCACCGAGCCCCAAUUUGUCGACGAAUACGGCACCGCGAAAGAAACGUCAUUGCAAAGAAUAGCCCAGGGGCUUGAAAGUAUCAAAAACGCGGCACCAACCACAGGCACGCAGCAGAUACAGGUUCCGGCAGUCAUCGGGAGGUCCUAUGGAUGGCGCGUAUGGGCCCGCAUGAUUGAGGAUUACACAUCGCGCAAUCUGAGUUUUGCGUCCGACAAAUUCCCCGCGCUAGGUGGCGUGAUUUCAGCCCUACAGGAGCUCACUAGCGAUACCUGCUUUGCCGGCAUAUGGAAGAGCUGGUUUCUACAAGGUCUACUUUGGCGCUUGCAGGAUCCCGACUGGGACGAGAGGGCUGUUCCUUGGAGAGCUCCGACAUGGUCGUUCGCGUCUGUCGAAGGAGUCGUGUUAUAUCAACUCCUCGAGGAGAAUUUUGAUCAAGGACUGUGCGCAGGACUGCUGAGCUGCGAACUCACGCCUAAGGGUAGAAAUCCUCUUGGAGAACUUACAGACGGAUUCGCCAAGAUCAAAGGGCCGAUAUCUGCUGUGUCUGCUGUUUCAUUGGAUCUAUCGCUUAACGGCAGAGAGUGCAUGGUGAGCAUGACAAACGGUAGGCUUGCUGAAGCCAGUAUCUACUUUGACAUCGACGUGUACGACUCCUGCCAAGUCCUCAUGAUCACUCCUCACAUGGGUGUUGCUAUUAUACCGACCGACGUCGCCGAAAGGACAUACACAAGAGUUGGGGUGGUCUCGGUGUACAGAGUCUUUGACCCAGGCAGUGACACUCGAAGUCGCGGCAAGCGGGCACACGAGAACCGCGACAGGUCGAUUUCGGCGUCUCACUACCCAAGUCCGGAGAACAUCACCCUGCUGUAA
Alternaria novae-zelandiae is the source of this 990-nucleotide messenger RNA. RefSeq lists its product as uncharacterized. The record is from RefSeq and is a predicted model, not a curated record. The coding region runs from base 1 to 990 and encodes 329 amino acids. The transcript is spliced from 3 exons. NCBI's taxonomy places the organism in Eukaryota, Fungi, Ascomycota, Dothideomycetes, Pleosporales, Pleosporaceae.